Messenger RNA from Trichomonas vaginalis G3, 1020 nucleotides. Its product is annotated as isochorismatase family. The record is from RefSeq and is a predicted model, not a curated record. Bases 1 to 1020 code for a protein of 339 amino acids. The transcript has a single exon. NCBI's taxonomy places the organism in Eukaryota, Parabasalia, Trichomonadida, Trichomonadidae.
AUGCUUUUUCUUUUGUCAUUAAUUUGCUUCUCCUUCAAAGAUUUCAAAUCAAAAGUCACAAAUAUCUUUUCUGGUUCAGGAAAAAAGGAUCAAAUCCAAAUAAGUUAUGAUAUAAAAAGCGAAAUCUUACGAAUUCCAGUUCAAAAAAGAAAUGAAUCAGGAACCUUUACAUUUUACAAGAAUAUCAAUAUAUCUAAUACAGUAGCAUACGUAGAUAUGUGGAGAUCACAUUGGUGCACAUAUUAUAAUGACAGAGAAUUCUUUUUCACUCCUAGAAUUAAUGAAAUGUUACAAAGACUAAGAAAUAUAGGCAUUACAGUUGUUACAAUUUCAUCUUUUGCAGAUAGAUUAUAUGGAGGGUCUCGACAAAGAAAAAGAGGCUUUCAGGCAGUGCGUAAUGGUAUGAUUACUGAGAUCGCUGAUUAUGAAGCUGAUCAAUACCGAUUUCAUCACGUAUAUAUUCCUGGAUUUAAAGAUAUCUGUGUUUAUAAAGAUUUACAACGGUUCGGUGAAACUAGAGAUAACAGAUAUACAUAUAAAAUUGCACUUGCACGCGACGAUUAUUUUGUUCAGAAUUUCGAAGAAGCAGCAGAGUCAUUUGUUGGGCUUAAUAAGAAGACAGUCAUCUUUCUUGGCCAACAUACGAAUAUGUGCUUAAUGGCUGUUAUGUUGUACUGCCAACAAGCAAAUUUAGAUUUGAUUAUUGUUGGAGAUCUUGUUGAUUCGUGUUGGGUAUUUGAAAAGCAAAAGGAUCAUUGUCCUACUCAUACUACUGGAAAUAGAGCUACUAAUAAUUAUUUCGAAACUAAAUUUGGAGUUUCUGUGAAAUCAUAUGACCUGAUCAGAGCUAUCCAGCAAUCAAAUCUUCCACGUAUACAACCUAAAUAUCAAUAUUUUACGAAAACAGCUUGGAUGUUUGAUCAUUUAGACUCACCCCAACAAUUUGUUAAUACGACUGAUACGAAUACUACUCAAGAUGAUAAUUUGACGCAAGAUACCCGAUUAGAACACCUGUAUUAA